Xylaria bambusicola is the source of this 1553-nucleotide messenger RNA. RefSeq lists its product as uncharacterized. The record is from RefSeq and is a predicted model, not a curated record. Lineage: Eukaryota; Fungi; Ascomycota; Sordariomycetes; Xylariales; Xylariaceae. The transcript has a single exon. The coding region runs from base 842 to 1261 and encodes 139 amino acids.
GCCAACAAGUAAUAAGACAUUAUGACACAGUUCAUGGUAUGCAGUGUAUCUGUCCGGUCUAUUGUUCGUUCUCAGCUUGUUGCCCAGGUUUCCCGCCCAGAGUUUUCCGCCCAGGUUUCGGUUCAGGUGCCGAGCCCAGGUUAUUCCAAACCCCAAUUUCCAAAGCAUUAGACGUUACCUAUCCCGGGCUAGUCGUAGUUAUAACACGCCUGGAAGAGGGUAAUAAUGCUUUACAGUACACACAAACUUCCGCUUUGCUCGUGUUCACCAGUCUUCCUUUCUCUCUCAUGCUACCAGGUACCUACUAUGUACUUAAUAAAGACACUAGGUAGGUUAGCGCGAUAGUGCCGGUAUAUACAGCGGGUGGUAGUGUGGCUACUGCUGACAUUCUCGUGUUUUCUAGAUCCAUCCUCCUUCUGGGACUGGACGAGUUGGUCAGUUGAAUUCUUCCCUCAGAAUAGUCACUGAGACAGGUAGUACGGUACACAGACACACAGACACACGCACACACACACGACUCACACAGCGACCGUUACCCCUGGCGAUAGCUCACUCUGCGUCUCCUCUGAGCCUGACAAUGUACAAUGUAGGACUAGUGUCGCUGUAAUCGGCCCCGGGCCCAAGCCGUGGUUGGUCUAGUCAGACUUAGUCGGCCUUAUCGAGGACAGACGAGGAGUCAGGUCUGGUCAGGCUCGCCAGGAUUGCGGCGCUGGUGAUCAAACGCCGCCGCCACCAAGCCAAUCAGCUGUCUCGGCCGACGUCUCUGAGACCUCGUAGCGCCCCAUGGCACCCCAUAGGCACCCCAUAAGCACCCAUAACAACCUCAUAACAACCUUUCGUGAUGAUCCCUGCCAAGACCCUCCUCGACCCUCUUCGCUCUUCUCUCUUUCUCUUUCUCUCUCUCCUUUUGCCCACGUCGUGCCUGCCCCUCCCAGCUGACCUUUUUUUCUCGGCUCGUUCCAGACAGGCCAAGGUCGCUCUCGCUCUGUUUGGUUGGUUGUUAGUGCGCGCAACUUCCAAACAGCCUACAUGUACAACAACGUUACUUGCGUUGCAAAUCAUCACGAGGCAAGGGCUAUCGCCAUCUCCCGGUGGCCAGAUCUUGCAACAACGCCGGGGGACCUCGGCCGACUUGCAACUUGCACAUUUUCACUACUGUACUUACACUACAUGGUUCGUAUUACCGUGUCUUGUGACGAGGUCGAUCAACAAAUACCGGUUAUCACAGGAUUUUAUUUGUGUGUAUUGUUACUUACUGUAAGCUCUUUCUUCACUUGCUCCCGUACCUACCUAGAUAGGGAGUUGUCAACGAGCCUACCGUAAUCCCACAAAAUCCAACACUUCGCGUAACAUCCCAGGCGGCGCAAUUGAGCCCGACCGUGCAAACCCGGCGGGCGGUUUUGAUUUUAGACCCUGGACCCUGGGUUCCUCGCUUCUUGGCGACUCUUAUUGGACAAAAAAGAUACCAGUUUGGGAUAAAAUUUUAAUGCAGAGCGCUAAGUAAAGUCAAGCACACUUUAUAUGGAUUACCUACUUAUUCAAUUCAUACACAA